Molecule: messenger RNA, 1546 nt
Organism: Sphaeramia orbicularis (orbiculate cardinalfish)
Lineage: Eukaryota; Metazoa; Chordata; Actinopteri; Kurtiformes; Apogonidae
Product: actin-related protein 2
Exons: 9
Coding region: 128-1312 (394 amino acids)
Source: RefSeq, a predicted model, not a curated record
CAGCACUUGCUCUUACCUGUCAGUUGAAUCCACUGCUCCACACUGGCAGACCAGAAUAAUCCUACAUCGUUUCUUUGUUAGUUAGACCUGUGUGCUGACAGGAGGGAGUCUGCAGGCCUGUUUUAGUAUGGACAGCCAGGGACGGAAAGUGGUGGUCUGUGACAAUGGGACGGGGUUUGUCAAGUGUGGUUUUGCUGGAUCCAACUUCCCAGACCAUAUCUUCCCUGCCAUGGUGGGUCGACCAAUCAUACGAUCAACCACCAAAGUGGGAAACUACGAAUUAAAGGAUUUGAUGGUGGGGGAUGAGGCCAGUGAAUGUCGGUCUAUGCUGGAGAUCGCCUACCCCAUGGAGAAUGGGAUGGUGCGCUGCUGGGAUGACAUGCUCCACCUCUGGGACCACACCUUUGGCCCAGAUCGCCUCGAUAUCAACCCAUCAGAGUGCAAGAUCCUGCUGACUGAGCCGCCCAUGAACCCCACCAAGAACCGGGAGAAGAUAACAGAGAUUAUGUUUGAGAAGUACCAGUUUCAUGGGAUUUAUGUGGCGAUUCAGGCUGUGCUUACUCUGUAUGCACAAGGUCUGCUGACUGGUGUGGUCGUGGACUCGGGUGAUGGCGUCACCCACAUUUGUCCGGUCUAUGAGGGUUUUUCUUUACCCCACCUCACUCGCCGGUUGGACAUUGCUGGACGGGACAUCACACGCUACCUCAUCAAGCUGCUGUUGCUUCGUGGUUAUGCGUUCAACCACACAGCUGACUUUGAGACUGUACAAAUGCUGAAGGAGAAACUGUGCUACGUGGGAUACAACAUAGAACAGGAACAGAGACUGGCAACAGAGACCACCUACCUGGUGGAGUCCUACACGCUCCCUGACGGACGGCAGGUGCAGGUGGGUGGGGAGCGGUUCGGGGCCCCUGAAGCGCUCUUCCAGCCCCACCUCAUUAACGUGGAGGGAGCAGGAGUGGCCGAGCUGCUGUUCAACACCAUCCAGGCUGCAGACAUUGACCUCAGGGCAGACUUCUAUAAGCACAUUGUUCUGUCAGGAGGAACCACCAUGUAUCCAGGCCUUCCAUCCCGACUGGAGAGAGAGAUCAAACAGCUUUACCUGGAGAGAGUCCUGGACGGGGACACCCAGAAACUAUCAAAAUUUAAGAUCCGGAUCGAGGACCCUCCCAGGCGUAAACACUUGGUGUUCCUGGGGGGAGCUGUGCUGGCCAACAUCAUGAAAGACAAAGACUCCUUCUGGCUCAGCAGAGACGAGUACCAGGAGAAAGGCUUAGGGGUGCUGCAGAAACUAGGAGGUGGAGUUAGAUAAAUAUAAAAAAAGAAUAUAUCAGAUUGUAUGUACAGCACAAUUAUACAGCAGAGUAAAUUCAGCUUUGUGCAGUCUUAUCCUGGGUCAGUCUGACAAAGUCCUAAUGGGUCCAAAGAAUGUGUAUUUAUCACUGUUUUAUAGAUUAAAGUCAAACAUUCACUGAGUAACAACAAACUCAAAACCUCCAAAAAAAAAAAAAAGACUAUAUUAUGGGUUAUUCUUAUAUUUGUUAAA